Messenger RNA from Hibiscus syriacus, 504 nucleotides. RefSeq names its product polygalacturonase-like. NCBI's taxonomy places the organism in Eukaryota, Viridiplantae, Streptophyta, Magnoliopsida, Malvales, Malvaceae. The transcript has a single exon. The record is from RefSeq and is a predicted model, not a curated record. Gene Ontology annotation, molecular function: polygalacturonase activity. Gene Ontology annotation, biological process: carbohydrate metabolic process. Bases 1 to 504 code for a protein of 167 amino acids.
AUGGUACAAGGUAUAACUCUCAGACAUAGAAAACAGUUCCACGCUAAGGUUUUGGGAUGUAAAAACAUUACUUUCGAACAUGUCACUGUACCUGCACCUAAAGAUAGCCCAAACACAGAUGGGAUUGACAUCGGGAGAUCAGAUGGAGUUAAAAUUAUAGACACGGAUAUCAAAACUGGUGAUGAUUGUAUUUCAAUUGGAGAUGGUGCCAAAAAUCUAGACAUCACGGGAGUAACUUGUGGACCUGGACAUGGAAUCAGUAUCGGUAGUCUUGGAAAGUUUGCAAACAAAGAACCUGUUGAAGGAAUUAAAGUGUCGAAGUGUACCUUGACUGAUACUUCGAAUGGUGUUAGAAUCAAGACUUGGGAAAGUGAAUUUCCAGGAACAGCAUCAAAUUUGUAUUUUGAGGAUAUCACCGUGAAGAAUGUUAGUUUUCCCGUCCUGAUUGGCCAGAAAUAUUGCCCAUGGAAUAAAUGCGAAAUGGAUGUAUGUACAUACUUGUAA